Callorhinus ursinus (northern fur seal) is the source of this 4320-nucleotide messenger RNA. RefSeq names its product guanylate cyclase D-like. Gene Ontology annotation, molecular function: protein kinase activity; guanylate cyclase activity; ATP binding. The record is from RefSeq and is a predicted model, not a curated record. NCBI's taxonomy places the organism in Eukaryota, Metazoa, Chordata, Mammalia, Carnivora, Otariidae. Gene Ontology annotation, cellular component: plasma membrane. Gene Ontology annotation, biological process: intracellular signal transduction; receptor guanylyl cyclase signaling pathway; cGMP biosynthetic process.
AUGGUGAUGAUCGUGGCAGUGACAGUGCUGGUGAUGAUGGACUUACAGGGGGGCUUGUACCCUGAAGGUUGGUGCCGGGUGCUGCCACACGAGAAGAUGUGCCUGCCCUCCCAGGGCCCAUGGGCGGCCACUGUCAGUCAUCCGAGGACAGCCUUUUUCCCUCCUCUUCUCUCUGUGGUGCUUUGGGGUGUCCUCCUGUGGGUUGGCUCCCUCCCCGAUCUGGCCCUGGGGGCAGGGACCUUCACCUUAGGGGUGCUGGGUCCCUGGGACUGUGACCCCAUCUUUGCCCAGGCCCUCCCUAGUGUGGCUGCCCAACUGGCUGUGGACCAAGCCAACUGGGAUUCCUCACUGGUGCUGGGUUCAAGGCUGGUUUCCGUGGUCCUCCCCACAGGCUGUGACACCCCUCAUGCCCUGGCCACGUUCCUGACCCACAAGAAUACCACAGCUGUUGUGGGCCCUGUCAAUCCCGGUUACUGCCAAGCAGCAGCCCUGCUGGCUCAAGGCUGGGGCAAGAUGCUUUUCUCUUGGGCGUGCGGAGCUCCAGAAGGAGGAGGUGAGCUAGUGCCCACCUUGCCUUCGGCUGCCCAUGUGCUGCUGUCUAUCAUGAGACACUUUGGCUGGGCACACGUGGCCAUCAUGUCCUCGGACCAGGACAUCUGGGUGGCUACAGCCCGGCAGGUGGCCAUGACUCUCAGGACACAUGGGCUGCCUGUGGGGCUGGUGACCUCUCUAGGACCCGGAGAGCAGGGGGCCACGGAGGUCCUGGAGCAGCUCUGCAGCGUGGACGGCCUGAAAAUUGUGGUGCUUUGCAUGCACUCGGCGCUCCUGGGAGGCCCGGAGCUGACCGCCCUGCUGAGCCAAGCAUGGACCCAGGGCCUGGCAGCUGGGAGGCUGGUCUUCCUGCCCUACGAUACCAUGUUCUUCGCCUUGCCCUACCGCAACCACUCCUACCUGGCUCUCAGCGACAGCGGACCCCUGCAGGAGGUCUACGACGCCGUGCUCACCAUCAGCUUGGAGUCUGGCCCUGUGGACAAGGCCUCUGAAGCUGCCAGGGCCAGUGGAGAGGUGGCCGCCUACCUGGAGCCAGAGCAGGUGUCCCCGCUCUUUGGGACCAUCUAUGAUGCUGUUGUCCUGCUGGCCCAUGCCCUGAACCGCUCUCAGAGCCAUGGUGCCGGGCUCUCAGGGGCCCACUUGGGGGACCACACAGGGGCUCUGAACGUGGCUGGCUUUAGCCAGAGGAUCCGGAUGGAUGAGAAGGGCAGGAGGCUGGCUCAGUAUGUGAUUUUGGACACAGAUGGUCGGGGAAGCCAGCUGGUCCCCACCCACAUUCUGGACACAGGCACGUGGCGAGCGCAGCCCCUGGACAGGGCCAUACACUUUCCAGGAGGGGCCCCUCUGGCACGUGACUCCAGCUGCUGGUUUGACCCCAAUAUGCUGUGCAUGAGAGAUACACAGCCCCUGGGCAGCCUCCUCGCUUUUGCUCUGGCCGGUCUCCUGGUGCUGGCCGGCGGGGCCCUCACUUGCCUCAUCAGAUUGGGCAUCCAACAGCUGCAGCUGGUGCGGGGCCCCCACCGGAUCCUGCCGACAGCCCGGGAGCUCACCUUCAUCCAACGGCCCCCAAGCAGACGGAGGCUGCACAUGGAGAGCGUGAGCGAAUCAAGGAGUGUGGUGGAUGGCGGGAGCCUGAGGUCGGUGGCCCAGGGGUCAGCCAGGAGCCUGCCAGCCCCCCAGGAGCCCGCCAAUGUGGCCCUGUACCAGGGAGAGUGGGUGUGGCUGAAGAGGUCUGAAGCCCCUGAGCUGCGGCCCAGCUGUCUCAGCCUCCUGAGAAAGAUGCGGGAGCUGAGGCAUGAGAAUGUUGCUGCCUGCCUGGGCGUCUUUGUAGCCACUGGGGUUAGUGCUUUGGUGCUGGAGCACUGUGCCCGGGGCAGCCUGGAGGACCUGCUGUGGAAUGAAGCUCUGCGGCUGGACUGGACCUUCAAGGCCUCUCUGCUGCUGGAUUUGAUCCGUGGCAUGCGGUAUCUGCACCAUCGGCAUUUCCCUCAUGGCCGCCUCAAGUCCCGAAACUGUGUGGUGGAUGGACGCUUUGUUCUCAAGGUCACUGACCAUGGUUAUGCGGAGCUCCUGGAUGUUCAGCGGGCUCCCCGCCCCCGGCCAGCCCCAGAAGAGCUGCUGUGGACGGCUCCGGAGCUGCUGCGGACGCCGGGGGCGCCUGGGCGGGGGACCCUCAAAGCAGACACCUUCAGCCUCGGCAUGGUCCUGCAGGAGGUGCUGACCCGAGGCCCACCCUACAGCUCCUCGGGGCUCUCCGCAGAAGAAAUCAUCAGUAGGGUGGCAUCACCCCGUCCCUUGUGCCAGCCCCUGGUGUCCGCUGACCAUGGGCCACCGGAGUGUAUCCAGCUGAUGCAGCAGUGCUGGGAGGAGGCUCCGGAGGACAGACCCAGCCUAGACCAGAUCUACACCCAGUUCAAAAGCAUCAAUCAAGGCAAGAAGACCAGUGUUGCUGACUCUAUGCUGUGGAUGCUGGAAAAGUAUUCCCAGAACCUGGAGGACCUGAUCCAGGAGCGGACUGAAGAACUGGAGCUGGAGAGGUAGAAGACAGAGAGGCUGCUCUCUCAGAUGCUCCCACUGUCUGUGGCUGAAGCUCUGAAAAUGGGGGCAGCUGUGGAGCCAGAGUACUUUGACCAGGUCACCAUAUACUUCAGUGACAUUGUGGGUUCCACCAUCAUCUCAGCCCUGAGUGAGCUCCUUGAGGUGGUAGGCUUGCUCAACGACCUCUACACACUGUUCAGUGCUGUUCUGGGAAGCCACGAUGUGUACAAGGUGGAGACCAUUGGGGAUGCCUACAUGGUGGCCUCAGGGCUGCCCCGGCGCAACGGGAGCCGGCACGCAGCUGAGAUAGCCAACAUGGCCCCGGACAUCCUCAGCUCUGUGAGGGGCUUCCGGAUGAAGCAUGCGCCCGAUGUGCCCAUUUACAUCUGGGCUGGCCUGCACUCAGGGCCCUGCGUGGCAGGGGUCGUUGGUCUCACCAUGCCCAGGUACUGCCUCUUUGGUGAUACUGUUAACACUGCAUCCCGGAUGGAGUCCACAGGACUGCCAUACAGAAUUCACGUCAGCAGAAGCACAGUCCAGACACUUCUCAGCCUGGACGAAGGCUACAGAACUGACAUCAGAAGCCAGGCAGAGCUAAAGGGGAAGGGUGUAGAGGAGACCUACUGGCUGGUGGGGAAGGCAGGCUUCCCUGGGUCCCUCCCCACACCUCUGGACAUCAAACCUGGGGAUCCCUGGCAGGACCUCAUCAACCAAGAAAUCAGGGUGGCAUUCGCCAAAGCGCGCCAGAGCGUGGCCAGGCCUAGGAGCUCGGGGAAGGCCUCACUGGGCCCUGAGAAGGGGAACAGAGCGGAGCAGGGGCCUGUGCCAGCCCGGAAGGUAGACAUUAUUCUCCCCUUAUUUUCGAUGAAGCUCUUGAGACUCAGUCCAAGGUUACCCAGCAAGCCAGGGGCAGAGCCAGACCUCGACUCCAAAGCCCCCACCACGUGCGCCACCCUACCUGCCUUGUUGGCCACGGCUGCACACUACAUGGAAAAAGCCGACGCGGACGCGGUGACGGCCUCACCCGCCAGUGACAGGGUGCGGCGCUUCUCCAAGGGCGGCCUGCUGACGGGCAGCACCAGCGCCACUGGGGGUUUGCACGAGCUGAAGCUUCUGGGCCCCACCUGGGACCUACUGAACCAGAGUCUCAAGGGUCCCUUCAGGCAACCAGAGAGUCACAGCCUCUCAGGUGAGGAAGACGACAUCAAUAAUCACACUGACCCAACAACCUCUACUCCACUCGGCUUUCCACAGUAUCAUCCCAACGCCUCAACGGUGAGGUGGCAGAAUGACGGUCCCAAGUACACAGAUGAGAAACUGAGCCUACGAGAAGAGAAUGACUUGCCCGAGAUCAAGCUCAGACUCCUAGACUCGGCCUUCGAGGCCUCUGGACUCAAUCAUCCUAUGUUCUCAUCUGCCUCCCAUCUGGUCUGGGAGCUCCACAAGGCGGAGCUGCGAAGCACUUUCUGGACAUCUGGCCCCUUGGACAAGGAUCUGGAAAAGGAAGCCGGCAACUACAGCAGAGGUAUCACCAAUAAAAACAGCAAGAAGUUACCUAACAUCCGCUGGUGCGGCGGCGCCGGCAACGGGAAAACGGGGCCAGGCCGGAUUUCCUCUGCGGACCUGCGGCUCCUAGAGCUCUCCCCCGACUCCCGCCCCUCCGGACCCCGCGGGGCCACGAGCUGCACGUGCGGCGGUCCGGGCGGCCUCGCCCGCCUAGCGCUUCCUUAG